Rhagoletis pomonella (apple maggot) is the source of this 455-nucleotide messenger RNA. Its product is annotated as cap-specific mRNA (nucleoside-2'-O-)-methyltransferase 1-like. The transcript is spliced from 2 exons. NCBI's taxonomy places the organism in Eukaryota, Metazoa, Arthropoda, Insecta, Diptera, Tephritidae. Bases 59 to 358 code for a protein of 99 amino acids. The record is from RefSeq and is a predicted model, not a curated record. Gene Ontology annotation, molecular function: nucleic acid binding.
UUGGGUACCGGCAAAUCAGCACAUCACUAAUCGUUUGGUUUUAAUUAUAAUUUUAAUAAUGGAGAGUGAAGGAAAUAUUUGCCAAGGAAACAAUGAGCCAAUGGCUAAAAAGAUUAAAACAGAAUGGGUUAAAAGUUACUCCGACAAGGCUUUGCUUAUGAUGGCUAGAAUGGGUUACGAAAAAGACAAAGGUCUCGGAAAACAAAAUCAAGGCCGUCUAGAGCCAAUCAUAGCUGUACAACAGGACGGAAGAAAAGGACUGGGUUUAAAAGCAGAUGAAAACAAAAUUUCUUUAGAGUCCUGGGACACCACCUGCGAGAUUGGGCAUUUGACGAAAUCGAUAACCCCAUUGUCUUAGGCCCCCGGAAGCAAACUAUUGAAGAUGAAUGUUUAUAUUGUGAUCCAGGUAUUUUGAAAAAUAUAUUAGAAGCUAAAACGGAAUUUGAUAAAUUAAA